UACCAAUGAGAAAAGUAAGACACAGGUUUAGUGAUAUAUUGGAGAUCACACACUGUGUAGGAUUAGAACUUGGAUUUGCAGAAUUCUAGGAACAGCAGUCAUCCACUGUGAAACCAAUAGAUGUUUUAAGAUUUUAAAAAAAUACAGCCUGACUCUGCUAAAGACAAUCAUUCUUGAAAUGUUUGUUAAAAAAUAGCUACUUUCUGUGAAUCAUUAGAUAAACAGGAUAAAUUAGUUGAUAUUAAGGAGCCUUUAAUUACUUGGGUGGAGAAUGAAAUCAUAAUAAGGCCUUAAUCUUAUUUCUGUUUUGAAAUAGCUGAUUGGUCACUUAACUGUUUUUGAUACUUUUGAUAUCCUGAAGUAAGAUAAUUUUUUUUUUCCCUAGGACUGAAAAGUAUUUACAGAGGACUGAUAUUAGGAUAAAAUAGAAAUUCUUGAAGCCUAUCAGAACCUGAGAUAAUGCAAGGUUUCUAAAGAAGGAAAAGAAUUUGAUAAUGACAGGAAUGAUUAACAGAGGCCUCCUUCCUCCUCAUUGUGCUCUUCCCAACUAGAAAGGAGAAUCCCAAUCAUUAGAUGGGCCUUUACCAAGAAAGGUCUUUGUCAUUGACAUUAUCCUUUUCAGUGAUGCUACAAGACAGAGAGGAAUGGAUAAAAACAUGGGAGAGCAGCUCAAUAAAGCUUAUGAAGCUUUCCGUCAGGCAUGCAUGGACAGAGAUUUCGCUGUAAAAGAACUACAACAAAAGCAGACUGAAAACUAUGAACAGAGAAUACGUGAGCAACAGGAACAGCUGUCACUUCAACAAAGUAUUAUUGACAAGCUAAAAUCACAGUUACUUCUUGUGAAUUCCAGCAGAGAUAAUGUCCAUGGCUAUGUUCCUAUGCUGGAAGAAAGUGAAAAAAGGAAAAAUGACAUACCUCUUAAUGUUACCUUUGAUCACCCCCAUGACAAAGUGAAAUCAGGAAUAUCAAGAGAAAAACAUUCAAAGGUAAAAAGGCCAGAGUCUUCACCUAGACAGGAAAAUCCUCCAGGGCAUCCAAGUUUUUCUUUAUUCAGUAAAAGAGAAGAAAUAGAGAAGAUUUUCUAUGAAAUGAAAGAAGAAUUCCGUAGGAUAUGCAUGUUAGCAAGAGCACAAAGAGACUACUUAAACAGACUUAACAUUCAAGAACCUAUACCUGAAAUACAGUUCUCUAUGCCUAUUCAAUGUACUGAUAAAACUGAUGAGCAACAACCAGAAGAACCUUUUAAGCCUCAAGUUAAGGAUGUUAUAAAUAGAGGGUCAUCACACAUCACAUCUGUUACACCGAGAGGACUGGGCCAAGAGGAGGAAGACAACUCUUUAGAGUCACUUUCCAAAUUUAAUGUCAAGUUUCCACCUACAGAUAAUGACUCUACUUUCUUGCAUAGCACCCCAGACAAACCCCAAGUUAUGGGUCUGGCCAGAACUGAGGCUGUGGGUCAGGAUAAGUUUGAGAAGGACCUUAGGGACGAUUCAAUGACUUUUGUGAAACCAGAAGGUGCUCUGUUCGAGCCUCAUAGAAUUGACCUCAUAACUUCAGCAAUGCAAAAUAUCACAACUUCUGACAAGACAAAACCUUCAAACUCUAUCAAUACAUGUACCAAGACAGCUCUGGAUAAAGCAGUGUGUCUGCCAGCUGGAGACCAUGAUAUCAUAUAUGUAAAUAAGUUCCUUCAAGUUCAGGACAACCCAGCAGUACUAUUUGCAUCACCAGAUUCCCCAGGAAGAGCUGUCCGAGGACCACAGCAGCCCUUCUGGAAGCCUUACCCUAAUCAAGAGAAUGACUUAUUUGCACUAAGUAGUACAGACUCAGAACUGCACAUACCUCAAGUAUGUGAAUUCUGUCAAGCAGUUUUCCCACCAUCAAUUACUUCCACAGGGGAUUUCCUUCGGCAUCUUAAUUCACACUUUAAUGGAGAGUCUUAAGACAUUUUUAAGACAGACUUGGAUGUGGGAUUUUAUGCAAUGAUUUUUGGUUUGUAAUCCAAUAAAUACUUGAUUGUAAAUUUUUUAUAAUGGAUGUUUAUAAUACAAUUCUUGCUCUAGGUGUUUAGAUUGUUUUUCUAAACUUUAUGUUAUAAUCAUUUAAAAGAUCAUCUCAUUAAAGAAAACCCUGUAACUUAGUAUAUUCAUAUUUAAGGUGUCAUUACUAGAAGUCACUAAUAUUAAAUUACAUAUUUAAAGAGUGGUAUAAUAAUAACCAAAUGUAACCUCAAAUAUCUAAGCAUAUUGCUUGGAUUACUAAUUAGAUAUUUUUCAUUUGAAAAUGUCAGAUAUUUAUAAGAAAUUCCAUUUUUGUUAAAAUACCUAAAAUAUUUAUAUUUAUGGAAUGUCCUUUUCAGAUAGACCUACAGUAGACAAAUAGGCAUUAUAAAAAUCCAGAGUAAAAAGCCAAAUUUAGACAUUUGUUGGCUGGUGGUGAAAAAUUUUACUUUGGUCUACUUGUACUAUUAUUUGAUACAUUUUUUUUUUCUAAUAGAAGUAAUAACUUGAUUAACUUUAUUUUGGUAAUCUGUAAUUUAUCUAUACAGAUUAAUUUUAUGAUGCAUAUAUAUUCUUGGUAGAAGUAUGUUUUUAAAUAUUAAAUUUGUUACUUAUACAAUCCUUUAUAUUAACAAAAGAAAUAUGCAUUUUGUUUCUGUAGGAAACACUAUUUGUAAUGAAAGAUUUUAGCUUUAUCGUGAAGUUCUAAAUACUUGUUUUCUUUCUGUUAACCAAAUGAAGGGGUAAUGAUGAGUCCGGGAAAAUAUCAUCAAUGCUAUCCAUUGCAUUUUAUUAUGGUUUUUAUUACUUGACAUUUUAAAGAUCACAUUCAUGCUAAAGGAAUCUGAACUAUUUUGAGUUUGAUUUAUUCUCAAAAGGACUGCCAUAGCUUUCAGUAUUUUAACUGAAAAUAUUAACUAUUAUAUCCAAAGCAUUCUCUCUG
Sarcophilus harrisii (Tasmanian devil) is the source of this 2943-nucleotide messenger RNA. It is a transcript of the gene TANK, whose product is annotated as TRAF family member associated NFKB activator. NCBI's taxonomy places the organism in Eukaryota, Metazoa, Chordata, Mammalia, Dasyuromorphia, Dasyuridae. Gene Ontology annotation, biological process: canonical NF-kappaB signal transduction. The transcript is spliced from 8 exons. The record is from RefSeq and is a predicted model, not a curated record. The coding region runs from base 645 to 1943 and encodes 432 amino acids.